AUGGCGACAACAAUGGCCUUCCGCACCAUUCAUACUAGAAAUGCAGCCUUUCAUACGCAAGUGAUUUGUAAACGCUCCAUUUCAUCGAAACCUCUCCCUCGUCAAGCUACGACAUAUGCCCCCAAUCAUGUCUCUGCAACUACAGACAAUCUCUCAUUCCCAGAGGCCUCUCACCCAUCUGGUCUUCCGGAAACACCGGUGCAAGCACCUCUCUCAAUCCUCCCUUUAAGCUCCGUCCUAAGGUCUUUGGCCAUCACAACUGUCUCUUCCUCGCCAGUAGGUAGGAUUAUCUUUCAAGCUGAUCUUCUCACUAAUUGUAUGACCUAGUUGCUUCUUCCCCCUUCCCUUGCGGUCACCUCAAUGCUGGCUCACUCAACAUCACCUAUCCUAUCUCCAGAUAAGAACCCAAUUCUUCGAUUCUUACUCAAGCACACAUUUUAUCGUCAAUUCUGUGCUGGAGAAGAUCCCGCUGAAGUCCAAAACACAAUCAGCGGUAUGAAAGAAUUGGGGUUUAAGGGUGUAAUCUUGGGAUAUGCCAAAGAGGUGGUAAUGGACGAAGCACAAGCAGAUUCCUUGACAUCAUGCGGAAGUUCCGAGGCCUUGGAAACCUGUAUCCGAGACGAAAUCAUUCCUUGGAAGGAAGGAUCCGUUGAGACGGUCAAAUUGGCAGGUCCCGAUGAUUUCGUUGCCCUCAAAUUUACCGGGGCUGGAAGUCAAGCUCUCUAUGACUUGAAGCAACAAGCCGAUCCAUCACCCGCUCUCAAAGAAGCAAUCGACUCUAUUUGCGAAUUGGCGGCCGCUCGUGGUACCCGUAUCCUCUUUGAUGCCGAACAACAGGCUAUUCAAGCUGGUAUCGACGCCUGGACCUUGGACUACAUGCGAAAAUACAACAACAGAACCCCCGGGAAAGCAGUCAUUUAUGGAACUUACCAAGCAUAUCUCAAAGCCACUCCCAAAAUCCUAGCUUCCCAUCUCGCAACAGCACGAAAUGAGAACUUUACCCUGGGCGUUAAGCUUGUACGAGGCGCAUAUUUAGGGUCCGAUCCAAGACAUCUGAUCCAUGAUACCAUUGAAGACACGCACGCAGCCUACAAUGGCAUCGCCUCCUCCCUCGCAACCCGCACUUACGGCCCGUCUCUCCAGCCACAAGCUGGCGAGACCAAAUUCCCAUCCAUCAAUGUGGUUCUCGCGGGUCACAACCACACCUCGGUUCGCCAAAUCCAGGAUCUUAGAACGCAGCAGGUGCGAAAUGGGGAGAAGCAGACCGAUCUAGUGUACGCUCAAUUGCAAGGUAUGGCGGAUGAAAUUAGCUGCGAGUUGGUGCAGGCAAGUAGGAAGGGAGGCAAGGAUGUCGAUGUACCGAUGGCAUAUAAAUAUGCGGUCUGGGGAACGACGGGCGAGUGUAUGAAGUACCUCUUGCGAAGAGCUCAUGAGAAUAAGCAGGCGGUUCAACGAACGAGGAAUGGGAGGGAUGCUAUGCGGAAGGAAGUUUUGAGAAGAGGCAAGGCUUUCUUUGGGUUAGUUUGAGCUCGGUUUUAAGGGCGUGGGAGGUUGGUAGGCGGUACGUCGGUAUCCACACCUACCUGAUUGGGACCUUUUCCUCCCUUGGAGUGAUCUCUCAUCGAUUCGAUGACUCUAUAUUUCUUCGCUGGUCUCUUUUGCUUUUACUUUUAGCGGGUUGUUUCUGUUAGGCGUUCAUAGGUAGAUCAUGAUACAGACUAUGCAAUACAGUGGCAUGCGAUGAGUUAGUACUACAUUCUCACAUACAACGAAUAAUA
Molecule: messenger RNA, 1778 nt
Organism: Hymenoscyphus albidus
Lineage: Eukaryota; Fungi; Ascomycota; Leotiomycetes; Helotiales; Helotiaceae
Source: the annotation of a GenBank genome assembly